Zerene cesonia (dogface butterfly) is the source of this 433-nucleotide messenger RNA. Its product is annotated as ATP-dependent RNA helicase DBP10-like. Gene Ontology annotation, molecular function: ATP binding; RNA binding; RNA helicase activity. The record is from RefSeq and is a predicted model, not a curated record. Bases 87 to 404 code for a protein of 105 amino acids. Gene Ontology annotation, cellular component: nucleus. NCBI's taxonomy places the organism in Eukaryota, Metazoa, Arthropoda, Insecta, Lepidoptera, Pieridae. The transcript is spliced from 3 exons.
AAGCGCAACUGGACGUGGUCGCGGACUGCGGCGACGGGGCGCGAGCCAACCGCGCGCAGCUGCGCUGGGACCGCAAGAGGAAGAAGAUGGUGCACGUCGAUCCGGACGGAGGCCGCAAGAUGAUCCGCACGGAGAGCGGCGGGCGCGUGCCGGCCUCGUACCGCAGCGGCAAGUACGACGAGUGGCGCCGCCGCAACCACGCCGACGCCGACGCACCCGCCCAGGCGAAACCGCCGUCAGAGUUCCGUCCGCGCUGGAUGAAGCACAACGAACGUGUGUCGAAGAAGAUGCAGGGAGCUAACGAGAUGAGAGAUACGCAGCAAAUCGUCAAAGAAAGGUUGAGAAAAGACAAGAUCAAGCAGAGACUGAAACACAAGUCCAAGGGAAAGAAGAGAAAGCGAUGAUAUUGUGUUUAAUAAAUAUGAAAGCUGAA